UGCUAGCUUCCUGGCACUUUUGUUAUUACACAGGUACGCUAAACAGGUCGACGCAAACUUCGAUCAAUUUCCUGCCCUACGAUAAAGCGUUUCUCGCAGCGGAUAAAGCUUGAGCUACUUCGGACUAAUCGGAUGAGGCUGCUCCUCUUAACAGUAUUUUAUGAAGCCCACCCCCCACAAUGGGAGCCAUGCUUUAUACUUUCCCAAUAAAUUAGCGUAUGUGUUAGUUUAGUGUGAACAUAUUUGGACAAAAGCCAUCCCAAAACGUGAUAUAACAAAUCGCUUUUAGUCUUUGAGAUCGUACAAGGGUCCACAAAAUGGAUGCAGUUGUUUUUUUGUUUUUUUUUUAAACCGAGCUGUCAAUGUAUCACUUCCUGUGCUGUAAAAACAAAUCAAACCGCAGAGUACAAAUGUACAAUCAUUGCGUCAUAUUAUUUAUGCUAACACAGUGCGCAAGUAGCGAGUGGCAUCUGCCUUACAGUUAUGAAGUUCGGGGUUCGAAUCUCUCGCUGUGGAGUUUGCAUGUCCUCUCCCAUGUGCUUGCUUGGGGUUUCUUCGUUUUCUCCAACUUCGUCUCACAUUCCCAAAACAUGCUAAGCUUCAUCGAAGACUGAAUUGUCCAUUGGCAGUGGCGUCGCUAAGCUUAUUUUGGUGGGGGUGAAGCCCCCCUAAAAAGAUCUUAAGCCCCCCCCCCCAAAAAAAAAAAGGUUUUGUUGUAUGUAGUUGUGUUUAAUUAGUCUUAGCUCCCAAAACAGCCUCUGAAGCCACCCUAAAUGGAAUCGUAAAAAUACAAACAACAAAAAUAGAAUUAACAUAUAAUUAUUGAAAAUAUAGAAAGCAAAUAAGUCGUGGGUGGUCGACAAAACAUUUUCAGCACGAUGCAUUUUCGCUAUUUUCCCCCAUCAUGGAGCGGCCCUCGAACCCAAUAUGUGCCCCAAAUUUCCCGAUUGCGAAGGUCCACCUAAUAAAUUGGCUGCUGCAGCUCGCAGGAGGUCGACUCCACUGAUGCCGAUGACGCAGUUUUGUACAAACUGAAAAUAGUAAGCCAGAAACUAACAUCGUAACCCUAGAAACAUAACCAAAGUUAAAUAGGAUGUCCGGAACACCCACGCAAAACCAAAAAGCCAACCCAGGGACAGCGCGGGCGGAGCCGAGAGAGAGACAAUAGCCCCCUUGGAAGCGGGCCUCCGAACACUUCAAGAUGGCAAAUUGAGCUCAAUCUGAGCGUCGGCUCUAUUUUGCGUCGUGGCGUGCAACUGUCGGUUUCAGUUAUGGUCUGCUUAUUGGUACUCAUCUGGUCUGCUGUUCCCUGGGAUCUGGUUAGGCCUCUAGUUCCGUAGACCUCGACACGUUUCAAACAAACAGGGCUCUCUUUGUGCACCUCGCCGGCAGCUUGCCGCCGCCGCCGCUGUUUGUCCAAUCGGCGCUCUGCUCGCCUGGCUUGCCGAUGACGCUUUUCUGGCCUCGUAAUGGCGCCUCUGUCGCGACAAUCCUCCAACGUGACAACGCUUGACAGCGCGAAGGCGUGUCGUCUCCGUCUUGACGACGGCCGGACGGAGGGACCGCUCGCUUGGUUAAGAGCAGCGAGUGUUGGCACGCCGUCGUCGGUCGACGUGAGACAAAAGCCGUCUGAAAAGGCCGCCGCCCUCUCGCUACGCAUCGUCACGUUCGCCGUCAGCCAUGGGGAAACAGAACAGCAAGCUCCGUCCCGACGUCAUGCAGGACCUGAUGGAGAACACCGACUUCACCGAGCACGAGAUCACAGAGUGGUACAAGGGCUUCCUGCGGGACUGCCCCAGCGGCGCCCUGUCCAUGGAGGAGUUCAAGAAGAUCUACGCCAACUUCUUCCCGUACGGCGACGCCGGCAAGUUCGCCGAGCACGUCUUCCGCACGUUCGACGCCAACGGCGACAGCACCAUCGACUUCCGGGAGUUCAUCAUCGCGCUGAGCGUCACGUCCCGCGGCCGCCUGGACCAGAAGCUCAAGUGGGCCUUCAGCAUGUACGACCUGGACGGCAACGGCUACAUCAGCAAGGCGGAGAUGCUGGAGAUUGUCACGGCCAUUUAUAAGAUGGUCUCCUCGGUGAUGAAGAUGCCCGAGGACGAGUCGACGCCCGAGAAGCGCACAGAUAAGAUCUUCAGGCAGAUGGACACGAAUCGAGAUGGUAAAUUGUCCUUGGAAGAGUUUGUGGAGGGCGCCAGGAACGACCCGUCCAUCGUGCGGCUGCUGCAGUGCGACCCGAGCAGCGCCGGCCAGUAGACCGCCGGAUCGCUCGUCGUCUUCGCUCUUUUUUUUUUUUUUUUUUUUGCGUUAGUUCGUCAUUCAAAUAACAACAAAAAUACCACCAUUUGAAGGACACCUUUGAAGGACGGUAUUGCUGUAGAAAAAGUGAAUUCGAGACGUACGGAACUGCACUGAAUCCAUGUUUGCUGCUGGUCUUUUUGCUUUGGAAAGAGUCAAUGGAUGACAAGAACUGGAAGUGGAGCAUCCCGGGAAAUGUAGUUUUUCUUUUUUCAACGCGAGAAGCAUUUGAACGCACAUUUUGUUUUGGGAGGAACGUGUUACACGGUCGAGCCCCAAAGGAGUCGCACGCUGGUCGGACGUUUAGAGCUACAAGGAUGAGAUAUUAAUACAUCCUUUUUUCGUUCUUCUGAGGUUUUAUUUCUUUCUAGAAUUUGAACAAAAUGCUCAAAGAUUGUUGCGCGAAAAGGGAUGAAUUUUAUUUGAUUUAUUUAUAUUUAAAAAAAAAAAUAUAUAUAUUUUUUAAAUUGGCCUAUGAAAGACAGGCCCAUUAAUCACUUUCAAUGUGUGAUCAGAUAUCCAAAUAUUUCUUACAUCAUUUUAUUGACUUUUUAAUAAUGUUAUAAUUUAUUUUGACUCCAUUCAAAAAUAUACUUUCAACUCAAAAUCUAAUACGCUAUCAUCCAUUUUCCGUACCGCUUCUCCUCACUCGGGUCGCGGGCGUGCUGUCAAAUGCCAAUUAAUUAUUUUCAAUGUGAAAAAUAUGUAUUAUUUUCAACAAGUAUUUUUGCAUUUUUUUUACAAUAGUCCUCAUUCUGAAAUAAUGAUGAUAAUACAAAUACAAUCAAAUAGGCUACAUUUGGCCCACACCAACCAGUAUAUCUUGAUGUUCUUAGUGUGAAAAGAUUGCAUUUUGCAUCAACCUGAUGUAUAUAAGAAACACAAAAACAUUUUGUAAUUAUUUCAUAAUUCCAAAAAAUAGUUUUAGCGUCAUUUCUUUCCUAAAAAAAAAUAAUACACUCAUAAGUUGGCCAGCGGGUGACUCGUUUUGGGAUGAACUGUAUAUUUAUAUGUAUUUUUCAAUACGUAACAUAUACAUACGCAAAAACUGAAAUCGCAGUUUUAAGGAUAUGUAGUAUUCCAUUCUUUUACGAAGAAUUCAGGUUUGGGAAAAAAAAAGUGUAAAUUAUUGCAAUGUGAGGUUUUCCUUUUACUUGAGAGGACAAAAAAAACAAAAAAAAACUAUCAUAUAUUUAUGCUAGGACAGGACCACAUGUGCGUUGUCGCUAUGCAGUCACGCCACAAAAUGGCGUCACCAGAUGUGACGUUUUCCCCGUAACCAUUGCUUAUGUCACCAUUUUUUUUUGUUUUUGUUUUUUUGUCCUCUGUGUUUUUUGUUUUCCUUGUACUUCACGCUUUAAAGCUGCACCAAAUUUCAAUUUCCAGUUGUGUUGCAUUCACUGACUUUUAAGUAUUUUUUUUUUUUUCCCAUCCCUGCUGGGGGGAAGACACAAUGUUGUUGUUUGUGUGUGUGUGUGUGUGUGUGUGUGUGUGUGUGUGCGUGGGUGGGUGGGAAGGAAACAAUCACUUUAAAAGAGAACAACUGUGACAAUGACGGUGGAAAAGGCCGUUAGGUAUUUCUUUUGGUCCCGCCCCCAUAAGCAUCUUGUGGUCAAAGUGCCAAAUAUAGAUGAUUAAUUCAAAAGAAUAUAUAUACGCAGUAUUGCAUCAUUUAUACUGUACAGUUGUUACCUGUCGAACAAACGAGGAUGUCACUAUCGUAUUUGUUUUGGAGAUUUUGUAUUGUUAACUUCUGAGUAGGAGGACCAUUUUGUUGUUUAAAUAAAGACAAAAGGGCCCACUGUC
Phycodurus eques (leafy seadragon) is the source of this 4107-nucleotide messenger RNA. RefSeq names its product neurocalcin delta b (gene ncaldb). Bases 1681 to 2259 code for a protein of 192 amino acids. The record is from RefSeq and is a predicted model, not a curated record. Gene Ontology annotation, molecular function: tubulin binding; actin binding; calcium ion binding. Lineage: Eukaryota; Metazoa; Chordata; Actinopteri; Syngnathiformes; Syngnathidae. Gene Ontology annotation, biological process: calcium-mediated signaling. The transcript is spliced from 4 exons. Gene Ontology annotation, cellular component: cytosol.